GUUUUAACACAAGGAAUUCGACAGAACUCAGGCUGGCACGGAAACAUCCAAUCACAUCCAGCCUCCUUGUUGACGACAGAACAUUUCAACCAAGCGGUUUCUCAAGAUUGACACCUUGACACAUAGAAGCUUAAAUAUGUUACCUGCGAGCCAGUAUGUGGGUGUCUAAUCAGUGUAAAAUAUUGUGAAAGUGGACUGCAUGCCGGUAGGAAUAUAUUCGUAUCUUCAACUGUAUGUAGACCCUGGUGGUGAAACGGCGCAAACACCAAAUUUAACAGGUUAAACUAUAAGUGUAGACAACAAACACAUUUGGGUUCGAAGGUUAUGUCUACCAGAGCCCCUUUCGCGGCGGUAGUGGCUGCGCUAGGCCUCUGUUUGAUUUUGCUUGUCGGGGCAGAGGACGGUUCCGGUCGCUCAUACGUAGCUGCUGUCUACGAGCACCUUGUGAACCUGAACUCAGAGCCGCACGUACCGCUGUCUCGAGCUGCUGCACUCCAACACAUGAAGAAGAAUCUGGACGUUUAUGAAAUGCAAGCUGCUGUGGCAUCCAGAAAGGGUGCUCAGAUUAUAGUGUUUCCCGAAGAUGGUCUCCAUGGUUUCAACUUCAGUCGUUCAUCCAUAGCGGGUUACCUAGAGACCAUCCCCGACCCAAAAAAAGAGAACUGGAACCCAUGCACCGAGCCAGGCCGGCAUGCACACACUGAGGUCCUCCAGCAUCUGAGCUGCAUGGCUCGACGUCACCGUCUCUUCCUGGUGGCCAACAUGGCCGACCUCCAGCCGUGCUCUGUGACCUCCGACCUCACCUGCCCUCCAGAUGGACGCUGGCAGUUCAACACUGAUGUGGUGUUCAGGUUGGAUGGGCUUCUGGUGGCCCGCUACCACAAGUACAACCUGUACUUUGAGAACGCCUUUGACAAGCCGCCGAGUUCAGAGCUCGUCACCUUCGACACGCCCUUCGCUGGUACGUUUGGGGUGUUGACCUGCUUCGACAUCCUGUUCCACAAUCCCACAGUGACCCUGCUGAACACGGGUGUGCGGCAGCUCGUCUACCCCACGGCGUGGAUGAACCAGCUCCCCCUGCUGGCGGCAGUGCAGUUCCAGUGGGCCUUCAGCCGGGGUGCCAACAUCUCUGUGCUGGGGGCCAACAUACGCAGUGACCCACUGGGCAUGACCGGCAGCGGCAUAUUCAGCCCCGACACGGCCCUCUACCACCACGCCAGGGCAGGGGAGCUGGAGGCUGGGAAGCUGCUGGUGGGCAGAUUACCCGUGCUGGACCCCGCGUGGCUGGAGGACAGAGGGGCGAUGGAGCGUGGACGUCUGGGCGAUGGAGGUACAGAGCCACCCCCAGAAUCGGAGGCUCUCUCUGGGGUGGGAAGCACAGGUGGGGUGGGGGGCGUCGGUCCCUGGCCCUCAAGUCGCACGGACUCUUUUUGCCUGCCGAAGGAAGAGGACUGUCAGAGGACUGAGCCGUCUUCCUCUCCUCUCCCCCCUAACCUCUUCUACUCCUCCAUGAUGUACGACCAGUUUGCCUUCAAACUCUUGCCAGACUGGCAGGGCGACCUCACUGUGUGUGAUGGGGCUUUCUGCUGCCGUCUGCAGUAUCAGAGGUCUCCACUGGAGGGCAGUACAGAGCUCUAUGCACUGGGGGCGUUCGCUGGCACACACGUGGUUAAUGGACGCUACGCACUGCAGGUGUGUGCUUUAGUCCGCUGCUCCGGGACCGUGCAAAGCUCCUGCGGACAGGAUGUGGAAGAGGCGGAGACCAAGAUGGACUUCCUGCUGGAAGGGAAUUUCAGUACGCCGCACGUGUAUCCGUCGGUGGUGGUCAGUCAGGUGGUCUUGGAGAGGCCGGAUGUGGUCGAGAGAAGCGCGGACGGUCGAGUCGCGAUGAGACACUCAGGGACGACAGCUGGACUGGUCACCGCAUGUCUCUAUGGCAGGAUGUAUGACCAGGAUGGAGAGUGAUUGUGUGUGUGUGUGAUUGUGUGUGUGUGUGUGUGGGGGGGGGGAUAUAUAGGUUGCAGCUCAUACUGUGUCAUACAACCCUUAAAAAAAUUUAAUUAGUAACCUCAUUUCAUUUCAUUCAGAACUAAAUACUAGGGGUGGGGGAAAAAAUUGAUUCACAUAUGAAUCACGAUUCAGUCUUCUAACGAUUCACAUCGAUUCACUUUAAUUUGAAUUUUUAUGUAAGCAUAUCGCAAUUUGAUUUUUUUAUCGAAUCGUGACCCCAAGAAUCGAAUUGUGAGGUACCAAAAGAUUCCCACCCCUAAUAGACGGUAAGCUGUACAUUUCUGUUUAAUAUUUAUCUGUGUUGCAGAAAUAAAUAAGUAUUCAA
Molecule: messenger RNA, 2335 nt
Organism: Osmerus eperlanus (European smelt)
Lineage: Eukaryota; Metazoa; Chordata; Actinopteri; Osmeriformes; Osmeridae
Gene: btd
Product: biotinidase
Exons: 6
Coding region: 325-1965 (546 amino acids)
Molecular function (GO): hydrolase activity, acting on carbon-nitrogen (but not peptide) bonds, in linear amides
Source: RefSeq, a predicted model, not a curated record